AAUGAUCCUUCUGCAUUUGAUAUUGUCUUGUUUGACUGUGGCUGGUGCCUACAAUCAGAACUUCUCCUCUGAGCUGCACAAUGAAAGUGAUUUGCUGGUGCGCAAGGCGCGCUGGCUGCCCCUCAUCUAUCCCAGAUCCCAUCCAGCCAGACUUAAGGUCGUUCAUAGCGGGCUUUGGCAUACCCGUGGACGAUCUGAAUAUUGAGUCCAUGACCACGGGCUAUGUGUUGAAGGCGCAGUACUAUUUGCCCAAUCGAGCCAAGCAAUUGCGCGUGAAGGAUGUGCACGGCAUCACCGAGCGACAGCUUCCGGAUAAUGCCACCCUAUUCCAGCAGACGAUGCAGAAAACCGACCAGGAGCUGGGCAUACCCCCCAGCCUCAUGGAGGAGACCGCCCAUACUCUGAGUGGCUAUCGCUGGGCCAUCUACAAAAGUUUCGAGACCAUGGCAAUACGCAUGAAUCUCAAUGGACGGCAGUGCGUCUUGAAGAGCAUCUGUGAGAGCUCUGCAGCGCCCUUUGAUGAGCGCAACGGCCUGCUGGGCGAGCUGCUGCACAUACUGCUAACUCCUUCCAGCUCAAUAGAUGCGCUGUCAGAGCAUACGGAUAACGAUUAUCUACAUGCGGAGCGUUUGGGACAUGCGGGCGCCAAUUGUGAUCAGGUCUAUGCUAAUUGUGCAAAGUCCCUUUUGGCACACUUUUCGGAUGUGCAUCAUUUGGGCAGUGAAUUUCUGAAGAUAUUGGGCUGAAUGUUGUGGAAAA
Molecule: messenger RNA, 759 nt
Organism: Drosophila navojoa
Lineage: Eukaryota; Metazoa; Arthropoda; Insecta; Diptera; Drosophilidae
Source: RefSeq, a predicted model, not a curated record